AUGGAGACAGACAUAAGAAAGGCGUCCUCAAAGACAUCGGUACCCAAAGAGAAGCGGCCCACGGACAAGGAAAAGUCAAAGGACAAAUCAAAGAGCAAGGGCAAGGACGAGUCCAAGGUGCACAAGCUGUCGCUCAAGGGCAGCUCAAGGCUAGUAGCUGAAUUUUUCCAAUACUCGAUACAUACGAUCCUAUUCCAACGAGGCGUCUACCCAGCCGAAGACUUUACAGCCGUCAAGAAAUAUGGCCUCAAUAUGCUAGUCUCGGCCGACGACCAAGUCAAAGCCUACAUCAAGAAAAUCAUGAGCCAGCUCGACAAAUGGAUGGUUGGCGGCAAAAUCUCCAAGCUCGUCAUCGUCAUCACUGACAAGGACACCGGCGAGCACGUUGAGCGAUGGCAAUUCGACGUCCAAAUCUCAGCGCCAACCAAAUCAAAAUCCAAACCAUCCACAACAGACCCCUCCCACGAACAAGACCAACAAGAAAACUCCUCCUCCGCCAACACCCCCUUCGCCGACAAAGAAAAGCCCGAAUCCGAAAUCCAGGCCGAAAUCGCCGCCAUCUUCCGUCAAAUCACCGCCUCCGUCACAUUCCUCCCCCAACUCAGUGGCGACUGCACAUUCAACGUCCUCGUCUACGCCGACGCCGACAGCGAUGUCCCCGUCGAGUGGGGAGACUCCGACGCCAAGGAGAUUGAGAACGGCGAGAGGGUGCAGCUGAGGGGCUUCAGCACGGCGAACCACCGUGUCGAUACGAUUGUCAGCUACAGACUAGGGGAGUAA
Molecule: messenger RNA, 780 nt
Organism: Trichoderma atroviride IMI 206040
Lineage: Eukaryota; Fungi; Ascomycota; Sordariomycetes; Hypocreales; Hypocreaceae
Biological process (GO): mitotic spindle assembly checkpoint signaling
Cellular component (GO): kinetochore; cytoplasm; nucleoplasm
Source: RefSeq, a predicted model, not a curated record